Messenger RNA from Mugil cephalus (flathead mullet), 644 nucleotides. It is a transcript of the gene pmchl, whose product is annotated as pro-melanin-concentrating hormone, like. The transcript has a single exon. Gene Ontology annotation, molecular function: melanin-concentrating hormone activity; type 1 melanin-concentrating hormone receptor binding. The record is from RefSeq and is a predicted model, not a curated record. Gene Ontology annotation, biological process: behavior; chemical synaptic transmission. Lineage: Eukaryota; Metazoa; Chordata; Actinopteri; Mugiliformes; Mugilidae. The coding region runs from base 73 to 483 and encodes 136 amino acids.
GCGAAGCACAACUUCUUGGAAAGAAAUCAGCCACAGAAGAAGACGCUUAUCACCUCCUGCAAGAUCUUCAUCAUGAGGCAGUCACUCGUGUCCAUCGUCUUUGUUGGGUCACUCUUAUUUGAGUGUUAUGCGGCAUCCGUGUCAUUACCCAUGGUCAAGACCGAAGACGGCUCCUUGGAGCAGGACGCUUUUACAUCCCUGCUGGGCGACGAGGCGACAGAAAACAACCCCGAAGACGCAGACCUGAGCGCCGUUCCCAAAAACAGAGGGUCGAGGUUAAUUGUCAUCGCUGCCGAUCCCAGCAUCUGGAGGGACCUGCGAGUGCUGCACAAAGGAGUGUCCCUCUACAAGAAGAGAGCCGACGACAACAGCCAGGUCAUCGAGCACAAAGAUGUUGGACAGGGCCUGAGCAUCCCCAUCCUGAGGCGAGACAACAUGAGGUGCAUGGUGGGACGGGUUUACCGGCCUUGCUGGGAGGUGUAAGACAGUUCGCUCCGAUCCUCCGAUCCUGAAGGCGCCCAGAGAGAAGACGACCGGCAAAUUGUUUCCUGUCUCACAUGAGUUGUAACAUAAUCCAGAAAUCUGUGUAUCUAUAUUUAAAUUUCUGCAGAUCUGAGAAUAAAAGUCAUUUAAUUCUGCCCUAA